This is a messenger RNA of Melanaphis sacchari, 3605 nucleotides long. Its product is annotated as probable ATP-dependent helicase PF08_0048. The transcript has 2 exons. The record is from RefSeq and is a predicted model, not a curated record. NCBI's taxonomy places the organism in Eukaryota, Metazoa, Arthropoda, Insecta, Hemiptera, Aphididae. The annotation marks the transcript as partial.
GUGUCUAUAUUGUACAUGUCAAUAAUUUUAAAAUGUGGUACUUAAAAGUGUCGUCAAGCUUACUCAUAGCAGUGGCAUUAAUCUGUAUGAUACAGAAUGUAAUAUCUCUCGCAUUAGAUCCCAAAACUUCAGAGGAUGAAUGGUCAACACUGUCAAUUUCUACAGAUCAAAUUGACUUAAAAAAAAUUUCUAAACUGUGUAAAACUUCUAUUGAUAACUUCAACGAAAAAUUAGAAAAUUCAAAAGCUGUUGUUAACAAACAAAUGCCUGAACCUAACAAGACAACGGAAGAUAUAGUAAAUUUAGUAAGAGAUAUAAAAUCUCAAAUUAAAAAUUCAUCUACAGAUCUUGUAACUGUAAGAAAAUUAAUUCAAAAAACUGCUUUACGAUUUAGAGACACAUUCAAAUCACUUGUAUCAUUUACAGAAUUAGAUAAUGAACCAGUAAAUAAAGAAUUAGAAAUUAUUAAAAAAACAACUGUUGAUAAUAAAAAACCACUAGUAAACCAUGUUGUGCGGUCAUUUGGAAAUCGCUACGAUCUUAAUAAAUUAGCCAACAAGGUUCUCGAGAUUUCUUCUGAUCAUGAGAAAUUAAAAAAUAAUUAUGAUGAAAAAAAAAAAAUUGCCAAAAAAGAAUUUAAUUCACUAUGGAAGUCUUUAUCUAAUCAUUCGAAAACUGUGAAUGAUAAUGCUAUAAAGGCCUUAACAACGUUCUUUGAAGGAAUGAAAUCUGUCAAAUUGGUGAAAAAAAAAGUGAAGACUCUUGGAGAAGAUGCACUGAAUGAAAUAAAAAUGGGAGAUGAUAUAAAUAAACUUAAAAAUGCAGUUGAAUUAGCUAAAGCAUUAAAAUUAAAGUUUGAAGAUGAAUGGAGUCUUGACUCUGGGGAAUUAACUUAUAGCGAAGAACAAAAAAAAACUACUAAAAAACCAAUAAAUGAUAAUGAAGAAAAUGCUCGUGAUAAUGAAGAUGAUAAAUCUGUUGAGAAUAUUUCUACAAACGAUAUCGAACCUAAUUUGCCAACAACUAAACAAGAAAUUAUUGGCAAUGAAAAAGUAAAUGAUAUUCCAUCUACCCAGACUGAGAUUGGAAAACCAUCUAAAAAUGACAGAGAAACCGUAGAUAAAGUUGUUUCUCCAGUUAAAGAAACACAAUUACCUAUUGAGCCAGAAAAUAAAAAAGAAACUAAAAUAAUGAAACCUACAAUUUUAGAAAAAGAUGACCUUACAGAUAAUAUUUCUGAUAAAAUAAAUUAUCCGUUUGAAAAAACUCCAAUAAUCCCUAACACGGGAAAUGAAGAAAAAACAGAAAUGGUUCAACACAAAGUUUCAAAUGAUGACCAAAAUUCUACAAAUGAUUUAAAAUCAGAUUCUUCUGUCAAAGAAACACCAUUUAACCCUGAUAUUACUAACAACGAAAAAAUUAUUACACCAACUGAAAAUUCAAUAAAAAAUACUGAUAAAAAAAAAAUAAAAAAAAGAACAAGGGGAAAAAACCCAAUACUACCAUGGGAAAAAUUAAUACAAUUAGAUUACCCACAGAUAAGUCAACAAUCAAAUAAAUGUGAAAGUUUAUUGAAAAAUACAACACCAGACUUUGAUAAUAUUAAAAAAUCAGCGAAAAACUCAAUACAAGUAACAAAAAGUUACGAAAAUUUACAAAAGAUAGAAAAUGACAUUAUUCAACAAUUUUAUGAUAAAAUGGUUGAUACAAACACAAAACUGUCUGAUUAUUUAGUUAAUGCAGCAGAAAAUAUUUGUGAUAAAGUAAUACCAAUAAAUAAAAGAUUAGAAAUAAAAUUUAAAAAUGAUCCAAAUAUUAAACGUAUAAAAUAUUUGUUAGGUAAACAAUACGAUCCUAAUCAAUACAUAUUAAAAGUCUUAGAUGAUGCUAGUCAUAAAAAUGGAAUUGGUGGCAUGAAAAAGACUACUUAUUAUAAAAUGUUAGCAUUAGCUUAUAAUUUGAACCAUGAAACAAAAGAAAUGGAUAAUUCUGCAUUAUACGCGAUGAAUAAAAUCUACGAAGGAAAAUUAGCUGCAAAUAAUUUACAAAAAAUAUCUAAUAAAGAAAAAACAUCAAAAGCUUGUUACAUAAGAAAUAUUUUAUUAGAAAAAGAGAACGACGCUGAGAAAAAGAAUAAGGAUGAAAAUAAAGAAAAAGUAAAAGAAGCUAUAAAUGAUGACAUCAGUACAGAACCAUUAAAACCUGAUGUCAACCUAGAUUCGGUCGAUGACAUACAGCCAUCAAUAGUGAAUGAUGAUAAUGAAUCAAUUUUAAAUAAUGAUGAUGAAACAAAAACGUUGAAUGAAACAAAUGAUUCGACAACUCUUAAUAAUUCCGAUAAUACUGAAAAUGUUACCACAUCUGAUGAAAAUGGGAACACAGAAUAUGAAGACAACGAACAGGAAACUCAAGAAAAUUAUAAUAAUUCUUCUAUUCCACAAAAUAAAAAUAAUGAUAACUCUGAACAUUUAAAAAAUAUUGAUGUAAACUCAAAUGAAGCAACUCGUAAAGGAAAUGCUUUAAAUAAACCCAAAGUAAAACGUCGCAGAAAGCAUAUAGAUCCGAAAGACGGUAAAGAAAUAUCAGAAGAAUAUGAUGCGUCAGUAGAAGAAAAUAUAAACGAUAUAAAUGAGUCAAGUGGGAAAAACUUUGAUAAUAUUCCAGAAUUAGAAACAUCAGUUCAUACUGAUGAUGAACAUGAAAUAGAUGAAGGAGAUAAUAAUCAAGAGAUACCAUCAGAGGACGAAGAUACAAUAAAUAAUUAUAAAGAUAUUGAAUCAAAGCCUACUGAUGAUAGUGUUGCCAAUGUACAUCAAGAUAAUACAACAAAAGAAACACAUGUUUUUGAUGAGGAUGAAAACUUAAAUAGUGUAGAACAUGCCGAACUGAACGGUGUUCAUAAUGAGAAUAUUGUUCCAGCGACAGAAAGUUUGGAAGAAGAAUCAAGAUCAAAUGAACUGAGUUAUGAGGAACCUGAACAAAGUCCCAUAGUUAAUUCGAAAAAAAACGAUACCAAGAAACAUAGUAAUGCAGAUGAUAAUCAUCCUAAACGCCUUAGGAAACGCAAAGACCCUGCAACUGCUCUUAAUGGGCCUGAAGAAUAUGAUGCAGUUGAAGAAAAAGAGGAUGAAUUACCAGUGGAAGAUGACAACACCAAUAAAUUACUUAAAACAAGAAAUAAUAAUGAAAUUGGACAGGAUCAAGAAACACCAGAUUCCAUCGAUAAACCAAAAGAUAAUGAUGCAGACAAUCAACCUAAUGGAAAAAAUAGACGUCGCCGGAAACGCAAGGAACCUGAAACUGGUCUUGAUGUGUCUGAUGAAUAUGAAACAAUAGAAGGUGACAAUCAAUCACCAGUGGAUGAUGACAACACAGAUAAACUACCUGAAACUUCAAACAACAAUGAAAUUGAACAGGAAUUAGAAACACCAGACAACAAUGACAUUGAACAGGAUUCAGAAACACCAGAUUCUGACGAUACACCAAAAGAUAUUGAUGCAGACAAUCAACCUAAUGGAAAAAAUAGACGUCGCCGGAAACGAAAGGACCCUGCAACUGGUCUAGAUAUGUCGGAUGAAUAUGAAACAAUAGAAAAUGACAAUGAA